GUCCAAGCGCCCAACUACGAGAAAGGGCACAUAAGGGAUAAGUUAGCUCACUCUGAUUCAUUUUCAACUACAGCGUUGAAUCCUCAAGAUGAAGACACUUGUUGUACUGUUGCUGUUUUCAGUUUUCUUGGUUUUGCAGUUCUAUAACUCCGAUGGGUUUUCUUUCCCCUCUAUCAUCGACGACGCAAGAGACGCUAUGAUGAAAUUCUCGACGGGAAGAUAUAAAGUCUCAAAGAAGACUCCUCCGCACGGUAAAAAGCCUUCCUCAUCUUCACGCCGUCGUCGAAGAUCUUCCCGCCGCUUGAUUAUUCCAGGCCUUUCAGCACAUGUCUCAGUCUCGAGUAGUAAGCCACUGCCUACUUUUCGUUGGCGAACUAAACCUUCAAACAACUUCUUAGAAAUUCUUGUGAAAGUUGAAAGGUCAAUACUGGAAGCAAAAGCAAGCGGCAAUAGAAGAGCAAGCCUGUCCAGACUGACAAGAAACAUCAAGUUGGCACUUUCCAAGAAAAGUUACCUCUUCGCAAGACAGACGCUUGGCCAAGCCCUUUACAGUGCUUUAUCCACCAGUAGAUCUGGAAAACGAUCAGUCUCUAAUUAUGGCGCUCAAUACCUCAGAAAAUUGAAGAAGGAAUUAGGUGAAAAAUUAUUUAACAAGUUGGUUGGGUUCAAUGAUGAUAAGACACUGACGUUUGCUAUUGAUGACACUGGAAGUAUGGGCGAUGAAAUCCGCGCAGUCAAGGACAUUUCAAUAGCGCUGGUCAAAGGCAUGAAAGGAAAAUCGGACAUAGACUACAUUCUAUCAGUUUUUAACGAUCCACUUUCAGGUAAACAUAUAAAUCAAGAUCUUUAAUUAUGUUCAUUACAC
Messenger RNA from Exaiptasia diaphana, 865 nucleotides. RefSeq lists its product as uncharacterized. Lineage: Eukaryota; Metazoa; Cnidaria; Anthozoa; Actiniaria; Aiptasiidae. The coding region runs from base 89 to 850 and encodes 253 amino acids. The transcript is spliced from 2 exons. The record is from RefSeq and is a predicted model, not a curated record.